Molecule: messenger RNA, 1095 nt
Organism: Vicia villosa (hairy vetch)
Lineage: Eukaryota; Viridiplantae; Streptophyta; Magnoliopsida; Fabales; Fabaceae
Product: DNA repair protein RAD4-like
Exons: 2
Coding region: 429-1055 (208 amino acids)
Biological process (GO): nucleotide-excision repair; mismatch repair
Cellular component (GO): cytoplasm; nucleotide-excision repair factor 2 complex; nucleus
Molecular function (GO): damaged DNA binding; single-stranded DNA binding
Source: RefSeq, a predicted model, not a curated record
UUUAACCACUUGCAGGAUUUCACAUUUUAUUAUUUGGGAUGUGAGUAUAAUGUUCAAACAGUGAUGUUGUAUGUGAUGAAAGGAAUCUAAAACGGAAAGAUAAUAAUAAUAAAACAAUUAUAUUUUGAUCUUCAUGGUGAAAAUUUUGUAGAAUAAUAAAGUUCUAAUUCAAGAGGUACAUAGCCAAGUCAGAAGCCUAGUUUUAUUGAAGAGAUAAAACAAAAUAUUCCUACUAUAAGGUUUGGUAGAAAAUAUGCAAAUAUAUGGAGUUUUCUUAUUGAAGGCAUAUUUCAGGUUUGUCUCCAUUUUGGAUGUUUCACCUCUUAAACCAGUAAGGGAAUAUUUAAUACUUCAACACCAAUGGUAUCUAAGCAAAAGUUGGAUUUCAAGUCACCUAAAAAAUCACUGUCUUGUAAGAGAGAGAAACUAUGUCUCUUGGUCAUUCACGGAAAAGUAAGAAACGAAUUGCACCGAGCGAUAUGGAUCAGUCUAAAGAUCCAUCUGUUGCUGAAGAUUUGAAUCAUACGGUGGCAAACCUCCCAACUUCUAAGGCGCAAGUCAAUGACCCUGAAUCACAUAUAACUGACAAAUCUCAUAAACCAAAGAGGAAAGGGGAUCUUGAAUUUGAGAUGCAGAUGGAAAUGGCUCUUUCUACUACAGCAGUUGAAUAUUCUAAGAGUAAAGAAGAGUCUGGUGAAAAUAUUGAUUCAUCAAAUUUUUCUUGUCCAUCAAAAAGAAUAAAAAGAGUUAUAGAUGAAGAAUCUUCAACCUCUCCCCAACUAAUUUCUACAGCAGUUGGAUCAAUGAGAGAUGUUGUUGCUUUUGCUGGGCAGGGGGCCAAAGACGUGACCCGCAGGUACUGUAUGAGGUGGCAUAAAAUUUCAUCACAACGAGUUAAUUCAAUAUGGUGGGAUUCAGUGUUGGCACCACUGAGAAACUUAGAGUCUGGAGCAACUGGAGGUGUGGUUCAUUCGAGAACAAGCCAAUUCACUUCAACCGAAGCCAACAUGAAUGAUUCUUUUCUUCCUACAAGGAGCUCUCUUGAGGGAUAUUGAAUUAGAAACCAGGGCAUUCACUGAGCCUCUUCCAACCAAC